AUGGCGGACACAUAUAAACAGUGGUCGGUGCAACGUCUAAAAUGCGAGCUUGCUCAAAGAGGUGCCGCAUGUGGGGGAAGGAAGAUCAAUCUGAUCGAAAGAAAUAAGAAUUUCAGAGAAGAUGCCAUCAUAAUUCCAGAGCCAUUAGAUGUAUUCUGGCCUAUAACUGGCUUCCAGCAACUCAGACCAGAACACAGGAAGUCAAUGCCACAGUUAGCAUAUCACCAGAUUGAACAAUACUUUCUGUAUAGAAUGGCAGAAGACAAACAGAUGACAUCUGACCUUAAAGCCUUGGAAAAGGGCAAGGACCUUCUAAAUGGAGAGAGAAUUUUUGCAUGCAGCAUGUCAUCAGAUGAUGCACAUAUUUAUUUAUCUGGAAUAGUGGGUGCAGCAAUGAAACAAAAGUUAUCCUACAAUUUUAAAAUUGGAAUUGACAAAAGAAUAGGAGAUCCUCUGAAUUCCCAUUGUGAAUGCCCUGCAGGCAAGGGGCCUCAUGGAACAUGUAAGCAUGUUGCUGCUGUUUUUCUUAUGUCCUCUGCCAACAUAUCAUUGAGAUAUUUAACUCCUUCAACCAGUCUUCAGGUUGCAAGUAGAGACCAUGAUUACCUUCAACAACCUAUAACAGAGCAUCUUGUUGACAAAGCAAUUGCUGUGUCUCCAAAAGAUGCCAAGGACAUAGAGAAAUCUACAAGGAUGCAAGCCAAGAGUAAAACCUGGUUUGAUGAAAGAAAAUGGCGAAUUACUGCCUCACGUUUCGGUGACAUUGUAAAAAUGACUUGCAGCAGACACUAG
Molecule: messenger RNA, 792 nt
Organism: Magallana angulata
Lineage: Eukaryota; Metazoa; Mollusca; Bivalvia; Ostreida; Ostreidae
Exons: 7
Coding region: 1-792 (263 amino acids)
Molecular function (GO): zinc ion binding
Source: RefSeq, a predicted model, not a curated record